UCCGAUUGGCCCGCAGCUGGGCCAGCGGGUGUCAGCGGCGGCUGCGGCCAAGCGGGCCCUGGCAGCCGGCGGCGCGGGCGCCUCCCUCGCAGCCGCGGCCCCGCGCUCCCGCCUCCAGGCUGCUCCCGGAUUCCCGCUGCGGCUGCGGUUCUGGCGGCCGAGCCCCGCGGCGUUGCAGCUCAGGUCCGCGCGCCGACCCACCCGCCGCGCCCCUGCCUCGCAGCUCGCAGCCUUCUACUCCGCGCGCCGCGCUGCGGCGGCAGGUGCCCCAGGAACCCCGAGGCGCGGUGGCCGGAGCCUGGCCGCCGCCGAUGACCCGGGUCACGGACCUGCUCCAGCCUGGCUACCCCGCGGUGUGUUUGGGUGCCAUCUACUACCAUUUGAAAUCAUCUCCCAAGACCUGCUGCCACCAGACCCUGCCAGGAGAGACCACCUGAGAAUCUCCUCCACCUUUACCAUCCUUCUGAGGAAAUUUACACCAUGGUCUAGUUAAUAGGUCUUGUCUUCUCGGCUGCGCUUGGCACUGAAUCAUGGGGAGGAAGCUGGACCUGUCCAGUCUGACGGACGAUGAAACCGAGCAUGUCCUCCAGGUGGUCCAGCGAGACUUCAAUCUUCGGAAAAAAGAGGAAGAACGGCUUAGCGAGAUGAAGCAGAAGCUGGACGAGGAGGGCAGCAAGUGCAGCAUCCUCUCCAAGCACCAGAAGUUCGUGGAGCACUGCUGCAUGCGCUGCUGCUCGCCCUUCACCUUCCUCGUCAACACCAAGCGCCGCUGUGGGGACUGCACGUUCAACGUCUGCAAGAGCUGCUGCUCCUACCAGAAGCACGAGAAGGUCUGGAUCUGCUGCGUCUGCCAACAAGCCAGGCUCCUGCGAACCCAGUCCCUGGAAUGGUUCUACAAUAAUGUGAAGAGCCGCUUCAAGCGCUUUGGCAGCGCCAAGGUCCUGAAAAACCUGUACAGGAAGCACCGGCUGGAGAGCGGAGCAGGCUUCGACAUCCUGGGAGGAAGCUUUUUUGAGGCAAACCUGGAGAAUGAAGGAAGUGUCUCAGGCAGUGAUUCAACAUUUUAUAGGCAAUCAGAAGGACACAGCAUGAUGGACACACUGGCUGUUGCCUUACGUGUGGCCGAAGAGGCCAUCGAGGAGGCGAUUUCCAAAGCAGAAGCCUAUGGGGACAGCCUGGACAAGCAGAAUGAGGCCAGUUACUUGCGGGACCACAAGGAGGAGCUGACUGAGGAGCUGGCCACGACUAUCUUACAGAAGAUCAUAAGAAAACAGAAGAGCAAAGGUGAGCAGCAAAUGGAAGAAGAGCCAGAGUGGUCACAGCCCCAGAGCUGCAGUGCGAAGGCGGCCGACGAGGGGACCCCGGCCUCCCCGGGAGGCCACCCUGCCUCCAGCCUCCGCUGGCGGUCCCCGUCCGAGUUCUCACCCAUCGGAGAAGAUGCCCUACAGACCUGUUUGCUGGAGGCUGCGUCGAGGCAGCCGGGAGGCCUGGGCCAGCAGCCCAGGGGGGAGCCGGCGUGGCCCAGCUGGAGGAGCCGGGACAGUCCGGACCAGGCAGCAGGAAGCAGAUCACUCCGGGGGGCAUGGCCCAGCCUGAGCGGAGCAGAGAUGCAGAACAGAGGAGGCCUGGAGGCGGAGGUCACCGUAGAAGACCGGGCCCCCGUUUUGCAGAGCCCCGAUGGGAACUGGGUGGCGCUGAAGGAUGGCGCUCUGCCCCCCGCCCGCCUGCUGGCCAAACCUAAGAGUGGCGCGUUCCAGGCCUUGGAGGCUGCCUCCAGCGUGGCCUCCGCCUACGAGGAGAUGGGCUCCGACAGCGAGGAGGACUUUGACUGGAGUGAGGCCUUGAGCACGCUAUGCCCACGGCCCCAGGAUCUGCCCAGGAACCCCCAGCCUCAGCCCACGCAGGCCCAAGGCUUGGACCAGGUCCCCUCCGCCACCUCUGCUCCCUCCAGGCUUUCCCCCCACCUCGAGGCCACGUGCUCUGACUCAGAGACGUCCUCCACGGGCUCCUCCCGGGAAACAGGGCAUCAUCGGGCCAGACUGUCCUGGCUGCAGAGGAAGGCUCCUAGGACCCCUGUCGCCGAAAAGAUGCACCUCCAGGGGGAGCUGGACGUGAACUUCAACCCGCAGGCAGCCAGCAGGGAGACCUCCGACAGCAGCGAGCCUGAGGAGGCCCCCCACGUGCCAGACCGGCGGACCCGGAGGUGGAGAAGGGCCCGCGUGGGCUCAGAGGAUCCAAGCAAGGAGCUGUCUUCCCCCAACGCCCAUUCCCAGGAGCCGAACACCCACCAGGUGUUGGGUGACUUAUCAGAGACCGACCUCGGCAAUGAGACUCGGCACCCCCGGACCCGUGCCGACACCACGGAGGAGAAAGUGAGAAACAAGUUGUUCGAGUUGGCGAUGAAAAUGAGUGAGAAGGAGACGUCUUCGGGGGAGGAUCAGGAGUCCGAGCCCAAUCAGAAAGGAAGUCUGUCCUCGGAAGACAACAGCCAGAGCAUCCAGGAAGAGCUGAGGAAGAAGUAUUCUGCUGUUUCUCUCUGCAACAUCUCCACAGAAGUCCUGAAAGUCAUCAAUGCCACGGAGGAGUUGAUAGCAGAGUCGACAGGGCCCUGGGAGUUCCCACCUGGCCCUCCUGACAGAGAGAAGGGGACAUUUCCUCUUGGGACAGACCAAGUGAGACUGGAUGAGCAGCUGACCUCCCUGGAAGAAAACGUGUACCUGGCAGCAGGCACCGUGUACGGACUAGAAGGCCAGCUGAGUGAGCUGGAGGAUGCCGCCCGCUGCAUCCACAGUGGCACUGAUGAGACCGAACUGGCAGAUCUGGAGGACCAGGUGGCCACGGCUGCAGCCCAGGUCCACCAUGCUGAGCUCCAGAUUUCUGAUAUCGAGAGCCGGAUCUCAGCCCUGACCAUUGCCGGACUCAACAUAGCGCCGUGCGUGCACCUCACCAGGAAGCGGGAGCAGAAGCAAAGGAACCAGGUGCAAACAAUAGACACAUCAAGACAGCAGAGGAGGAAACUGCCUGCCCCACCGGUGAGAGCUGAAAAAAUGGCGGUAUCGUCAGCGACCACCACAAAAACAUUCAACCGCAACUUCAUUCUCCAAGGCUCCUCGCCAAACAGGAGAAGCACCGCCAAGGACUUGAUGGAGCCCACUCUGGAAUCCGCUGUGAUGUAUUAGCGCCACGGAGCUCCACUGCCAGUGACCCACUGCCUCCGGCGUACACGACAGUGCCUUGACCCAACAGCCAUUGAAUACUAUAUGGAUCUCCACCUGAGGAGAGGGCCUGGGGAGCCACGGUGCGCAGGGCUGUCCUGAUACCUCACCCAGAGAGCGGUCCCAGACAUCGGCAUGGCGGUCUUGCCCGCUCUCUGCCUUAGGCUCCCAGGAGAAGCCAGGACAGAAAACCGAGAUGCUGGCUUCCGACAGUAGAGUUCCACGUCCAAAAAUGCAUCAUGUCCCUGUCUGCUUUGCUACUGUAUGUUGUCUUUGUGAUCUUUUUUUUUUUUUUAAUCCUUUUGCUUCAACUAAAAUGACAUAACAAUUUGUCCAAAGAAAAAUGGUUGGGUGGGGGUGGGGGUGGGGGCGGAGGGAAGGGAGAUGGGUAUUUUCAUUUAAUUCAUCAUCAGUUCUUACUAAUCUCUCACAAGCAUCUUAUCUUGCAAAUGCUAAGGGGAAAGAUGAAAAUGCCCCUGUGUGAGCACGAGGGACUGUCACAAUUGGAGAGUGCUCGCCCAUCAAGGAUGCAGGUCUCCCUUUAGCCACUUCCUCCCUGCUAGGCCCCCAGCCCGCCGCACCACCAGUCAUUCUCAUUGCUUUGCGAUCACCAGCCACAGAAUAGAAAGCUCUGCCUCACCCAUGCCACGCCCAGGCCCAUUUGAAACUAUGGCUCAUUGAGAAUUUAGGUUCUUCCUUGGACUUCUGAGACUUUCCCCACUCUGGAGUGGAGAGGGGCUUGAGAAAGCCCAUCACUGGCUUAACUUUAGGGCACUGUCCAGAACCAACGUGACAGUGACGUGGGUUAGCGAUGACCGCCGCUAAAUGAGGUGUCUGUCGCUCAAUGCACUGUCGCAGGCUAGAGCCACAUGAGAAAAUGUUGUCCUCCAAAAUUUACUUCCCAAUAAAUAUUCAGCCAAAGUAGUAAAAUGACCAUAAAGACAAAAAUAGUUAAGGAAUAGCCAGAAAACUUCCAGGACAAACUGUGAAUUUAAUGGACACAGAGUUGAUACUCACUCUGUUUCAGGUCUCAAAUGCAUGACUAUGUAGACUGUGUUUAUAAAAGCAAAUGGAACUGGAAUUUCACUCGAUUGAUCAUUCUGCUGAUAGAUUCUGAAUCUAAGGAAGAAGGCAAAGAUGGGAGGCAAGGGAAUAGUGUGACUGAUGUUUAUUAUCCUCGUUUUAAUGCUUAGAGCAGCCCUAUGCAAAGGGUACCGCCAUUUUGUUUAUAUGUGGAGACUGAGGGCCAUGGACGUUAAUUUGCGAAGUCACACCUGGAAGCCUAGUUAGAAUGCCUCACGCCGAAGAGCCUCCCUCCCUCUCUGUUGUUCCAACGGCUACGCUCUUUUGCUGGUAGGCACAUCCCCAGACCUGACUUGCUGCUGAAAUGUGUGUUGUGGUGCAUUCCUGAUGGGGGUCUCUCUAUCUUCCAAUAAUUAUUCUUGCUGAUGCUGUGUAUGUCUCCUCCAACAGAAAUAAUGCCUUGGAAAUAAAGUCAAUCUUUGGUCUUUUGCUCUGUUGGUAUGGUUCAAAGCAAACAAAUUCAAAUUUGAAAAACACAACAGAAAAGAUCUGGUUCCAAAUAGAACGUUUUCUUUAGGAGGCAUGAAAAGCAGUUAUUGUUGUGUUACAGUGUUAAAAUAUUCAGUUUUCCUUGACGAAAAUGUGUACUGUGUGAGCCUUGCAAAAAAAAAAAAAAGAAGAAGAAGAAGAAGAAGAAGAAGAAAAGAAGAAGUCUGCUCUAUGGCAUUUGAAUUUUUAUAAAGGUUUCCUUGUGCCAAAAAAAGUGCAAAGAUUUAAUUUACUAUUAAAAACCAUAAGUAUA
Myotis daubentonii (Daubenton's bat) is the source of this 5040-nucleotide messenger RNA. RefSeq names its product myosin VIIA and Rab interacting protein (gene MYRIP). The record is from RefSeq and is a predicted model, not a curated record. NCBI's taxonomy places the organism in Eukaryota, Metazoa, Chordata, Mammalia, Chiroptera, Vespertilionidae. Gene Ontology annotation, cellular component: cortical actin cytoskeleton. Gene Ontology annotation, biological process: intracellular protein transport. Gene Ontology annotation, molecular function: actin binding; myosin binding; small GTPase binding.